AUGGAAAACUACACCUCCAACAGCCUCACACUCCAGCUGGAGGGUCUAAAUGUUUCUAAAGAGUAUUUGAACCCUGUCUUUCUGUUUAUCUUUUUCUCUUACCUGUUUAUAAUUGUCACAAAUGUGAGCAUUGCAAUUCUGAUUUUCAUCGACAAAAACCUUCACCAGCCCAUGUAUCUACUUUUUUGCAACCUGCCAUUUAAUGAUAUUCUUGGAAACUCUAUCUUGAUACCCCGUCUGCUCAUAGACAUGUUGAGGCCUCCCUCUGAACGCAUCAUUAGUUAUUAUGAAUGUGUGCUACAAGCGUUUACCUCACAUAUGUUUGGGACCACCUCUCACACGGUGCUCAUGAUUAUGGCUUUUGAUAGAUAUGUGGCUAUCUGUUAUCCUCUGCGCUAUGCUGCCAUAAUGACAAACAAGAUGGUGAUCAAGCUGACAGUUUCUGCCUGGGGAGUAGCCUUUGUUUUGGUCGGGAUUCUGCUCGGUCUGACCAUACGCCUGAACCGAUGCAGGGCUAUGAUCACAAAUCCUUACUGUGACAAUGCUGCUCUGUUUAAACUGUCCUGUGAGAGUGUGUUUAUUAAUAAUGUCUAUGGCCUCACUUUCACUGUAGUUCUGUUCACAGCUUCAAUUGGCACUAUGGUUAUCACCUACACUAAGAUAACUGUAGUCUGUCUCACCAGUAAGAGCAAGUCUUUGAACAGUAAAGCUCUGAAGACCUGCAGCACUCAUCUGGUUCUUUUUCUGAUCAUGAUUUUUAGUGGGAUGUCUGUUAUUACUCUGCAUCGCUUCCCUCAGUACACAAACUACAGAAAAUUCACCAGCAUUUUGUUUCAUAUCGUCCCUAGCAGCCUGAACCCCAUCAUUUAUGGUGUGCAGUCAAAAGAGAUACGAAAGUUUUUGGCCAACUCCUUUAAGUCCAAGAAG
Notothenia coriiceps (black rockcod) is the source of this 927-nucleotide messenger RNA. RefSeq names its product olfactory receptor 146-like. The record is from RefSeq and is a predicted model, not a curated record. The annotation marks the transcript as partial. The transcript has a single exon. Gene Ontology annotation, cellular component: membrane. Gene Ontology annotation, molecular function: G protein-coupled receptor activity; odorant binding; olfactory receptor activity. Gene Ontology annotation, biological process: G protein-coupled receptor signaling pathway; detection of chemical stimulus involved in sensory perception of smell. NCBI's taxonomy places the organism in Eukaryota, Metazoa, Chordata, Actinopteri, Perciformes, Nototheniidae.